This is a messenger RNA of Patella vulgata (common limpet), 1438 nucleotides long. Its product is annotated as myophilin. The record is from RefSeq and is a predicted model, not a curated record. Lineage: Eukaryota; Metazoa; Mollusca; Gastropoda; Patellidae. Gene Ontology annotation, molecular function: protein binding. The transcript is spliced from 4 exons. Bases 108 to 704 code for a protein of 198 amino acids.
UUUGACUAAAGUCGGCGCGCCUAAAAAUUGUCGUCUGUCAGGGUUGCUAUAAAGUGUUUAGUGGACGUUUUUGAAGUUAGCUUAGCAGUUCAAGAUUCCAAAUAGAAAUGGCAAAUAGCAGAGCUACGAAAUCCGGACUUGCUCUUGAGAGCCAAAAUAAGAUCUCCAAUAAAUAUGAUAGUGAAUCAGCUGAAAAAUGUUUAGUAUGGCUUAAGGAUAUUUUAGAGGACAAUGGUAUGGAUGGCCCAACAUGUACAUCUGGAGAUCAAAAAAAUUUAUAUGAACAAUUAAAAGAUGGUCUUUUAUUAGGAAGAUUAGCUAAUGUAUUAGCUCCUGGUGCCAUUAAUCCAAAGAAAUUAGGUGCACCUCCAGGUCUUGCCUUUAAACAAAUGGAACUUAUUGGUAUCUUUGCUCAAAAAUGCAGAGACUUUGGUGUCCCCGAUGUGGAAAUAUUUCAAACUGUUGAUUUGUAUGAACAAGUUAACCUUCAUCAAGUAGUUGUGUGUCUUAGCUCCACAGCCAGGAAGGCUCAAAGUAAAGGAAUGAAAGGAUUUGGACCUAAAGAAUCUGAAGCUAAUGUCCGUAACUUUUCGGAGGAACAAUUGAAAGCUGGACAAGGUGUCAUUGGAUUGCAGAUGGGUAGCAACAAAGGUGCGUCACAAGCUGGUCAAAGUUUUGGUAAAGCCAGACACAUUGUGGAUUAAAAAGAAACAUGUGCACCAGUUGAUACACACAAAAAAUAACAGACAGAAAACUUGUGAUCAGUAAACAUUAGAAAGAUAAAUAAGACUUAUCUUUGUGAUACUAGCAUAAUGCUUGUUAUAUUAGGUAACUUCAUAUCAAUUCAGAGGAUCAAUGGAAUUGCAAUGAAUGUGAUUCAUAGAAGGUAUGAUCGUUCUGUUUAUUAAUGAAAGUCAUUUUCUCUAUUUAGUUAAAGUUAUGUGGAAAGCCAUUCCUCCAUGACAUGUUCUAUGUACUAGAUUCACAUAAAGGCAUUAUAUAUGACAAAAAAAGAUAAAUUCUUAUAUUGACCUAAGAAAUCUCAUUGUACAAUUAUCUCAUUUUUGCUGUGAAUAGUGUACACUGCGAUUUGCUUUAAGCUUUUCAAACUAGAUUGGUUUGUUUUUUACAAUUUUGUUAUUUUUGUUUGUUAAAGAUAUGAAAUCGGAGCCAUUCAUUUCCUAAUUUUCCAUGCUGAGGAACGUGAUGUUAAUAUAAUAUAAAUUUACUGAGGACCAAUUUUGAGCUUCAUGUGCUUCUAUUAUUUCAUAGUCAUAAUCAUUAUAUAGCAAUAUAGAUGAUAGUUUUCAGUGCCUGAUCAAGAAUCUUUUUAUAUUUUCAUUAUAAUUGUCCAAAGAACUAAAUUCACUAUGCAUAUUUAUGGCAUUGUUAUAUUUAUAUCCAUGUCAGAUUAAAAUAAAAUACAUUUUUAUCUUGA